Canariomyces notabilis is the source of this 1625-nucleotide messenger RNA. RefSeq lists its product as uncharacterized. The transcript is spliced from 2 exons. Lineage: Eukaryota; Fungi; Ascomycota; Sordariomycetes; Sordariales; Chaetomiaceae. Bases 435 to 1523 code for a protein of 362 amino acids. The record is from RefSeq and is a predicted model, not a curated record.
UGGGUAUAAGACGGUGCAGACGAACGGCUGCGGAUCGCUGCCCGAUUCCCAGCUAACGGUAGUACCGGCACUCAUUGCCGUCGUCUAAGCUGCCGGCCCGAGUAAAGAAGAGCUGUCGGGUUGGAGGCGCACUGUAGUUGCACCCCUUGCCGGUGCGCUCAACUUCGAGCCUGAGCCUGUCCCUUCUGCAUGUCUAGCUUUCUCUGCUAGUGUGCAAUGUCAUGUGUCAGGUCAACACUGUCCGAGAUCGACAGAUGUCGAACCUGCCCUGAUGCGACGAUGCCACCCUAGGAGGGAUCGAACCUCUGCUUUGCUCACUCUCCAGUGACCGCCCUCAUCUUCACUUAGAUGGGAUCUCGUAACCAGAUCCAUCUCCGCCUGAGCAGCUUCGUUGCAAUUUUGGAAGCACCAGCCCUUGGGUAAAAGGAACCGAAAUGGCGCCGCGAGCAGCGAGUAGGCCAGAAGGCCCAGUGGCAGUGCAGGCAGCUGAUACAUCCAGCAGCCAACACAGACGAGAACUCCGCCGCUAUUCCCUACCCAUGGCCAUGUUGAACUACCCAAGCUCGUGGCUCUGGUACGGCCGGAGAGCGCAGCAACCACCUUUUGCCCGUAUUUCCCGGCCACCUGGCAGAGCCCAACAUGCGGCACCCGCCGCCAUAGGAGCCAGGAACAGGACGACAUGCCAGAUAAAUGGAUGCGGAAAGGUCCUCCCACCCGCGGACGCGGCAGCGGUGGAGGAAUAUGCCAUGGAGCACUUGCGCCUGAUCCGGCCGUGGACGAGCGUGAUGAUACACGCGGGACAGCUCACGGCCAACGAGCUCCAGCAGUACUCGGGCUGCUGCGAGGGGUGCGGCGAGACGUGGCCGGCGCGACGCUUUCUCGCCGAGCACGCUACGGGUGACAGCAGCGCAUGCCGAGAAGCGACAGGUACAGGUCCGAUUAGCGCGCAGGCGCACGCCAAAUGCUGCGUCCUUCGGGACCAGACGGAGCGCAGCCUGCCCCAGGUCUCGAUAAAAGCCGCGGAGCAGCCCAUCAUCAGGGUGGAAUGGAGCAAAUACCCCGCGGGACUGCCCAUAAGCCGCACGAGCACGGCAUACAUCCUGUCGAGCGUCGGGGCAACGGGUUCCGAGCAAGGCACGGAAGCUCCGGUGGCCGUCUACCGGCCAGUGCCGAUCGGCGACGUCCUGGGCACGACGGGCGAGUUCAAGGCAGCACACGUGGUAAUCCCACGCCCGUUACAGAAUCAUCAGGGUUCGUUCCCCUCCGGCCCGCAGCCUGGACAAGCAGCUGCGUUGCCUCCUCCACCUGCCAUCAGGACGCGAGCGAGUUCAACGACAUUCGAGUUCCUGCUGGUUUCACCUCAUCCAUUUCCUGCUAGGCAGCAGAUCGGAGCCGAGGUACAUACGCCGCAGACUGACAAGAUCGAGCCGGCGCCGGACUGGAACGGAGAACUGGAGGAUGAGGACGAGACAGGCUCUGACGGCGAUGAGCAAACGUGGAGCGACAGUGUGGAUGGGGAGUGAGCCUAAGCUCACAGUUGAGGGCGGCCCCGAAACUCGACCUGGGUGACAGAGAAGGAACUGAUAAUACACUGCAUGAGAAGCUGGAGAGCUUCGUCUUUAUUA